GGUCCUUCAGCGCUUCUGCAUUGUUAAGACGAAACUCGCGGAGCUGCUGGAGUUGCCGGGGAGCGUCUGUUGUACUUACAGAAAAUAACAUCUAAAACACUGAAAUCCAACUGUAUUAUACAAAUAUAUCUUUCAAAAUAUUGAAAGUAAAGGUAAGACGCUACCAUCAUAAGGAUUGUCAGUGUUCUGCAUCCAUGAAAGCGAUGACCAGCUGAAGCUAGCGGCUAACGCUCGCAGUCCGCUAACUUAGAGAAUCCACUAGCACGCGAUUAAAAUGCCAUCAGUGACCACUGGCGUCAAUGCUGUUCACUCCUCCAGUCCGGAUUUGGCCUCUGCGCCAUCUGAAGCCCUCAAGCAAGUACUUGGUGUAAUUGACAAGAAGGUUCGCAACAUGGACAAGAAAAAGAGCAAGCUGGAUGAUUACCAGACAAGGAAGGACAAAGGAGAACGUCUCAACCAGGAUCAGCUGGAGGCUUUAUCUAAAGCUCCGGAGGUGGCUCACAACUUGGACUUUGCCCGUGAGUUGCAGAAGAGCUUCCUGGCUUUAAAUGUGGAGGUUCAGAAAACAGUGAAAAAGGCGGCAAGACGGGAGCAGAUGAAGAGGGAGGAGGUGGAGCGCAAGCGACUGAAAGCAGUACUGGAGGUGCAGUACCUGCUGGAGCAGUUGGGGGAGGAAAGCGUGAGGCAGGACCUGACUCAGUCCAGUGGGGACGCCCCCGUACUCACGGAGUCGGAGCUAACGGGCCUAGACGAGUUCUACAAGCUAAUUGGGCCCGAGCGAGACUCUAGCGUAAGGUUGGCCGAGCAGUUUGAGGAAGCAUCCGUGCAUUUGUGGGAGCUUUUGGAAGGAAGAGAUAAAGCUGUGGCUGGAACCACAUACAAAGCCCUUAAGGAAAGCUUAGACAAGAUGCUGCUAAGUGGAUACUUUGAUCGUGCUCAAACACAUCAGAAUGGAGUGUGUGAAGAGGAGAUUGGGGCAGCAGCAGCAGCAGCAGCAGAGUCUUCAGAGAGCGAGGAACGCCCCACUGAGCCAGAGGGAACCACUCAAGAAUACACAGAAACUAUUGAGGUUGAAGCAACAGAGUUUGUAAACAGACAGUUCAUUCCAGAAGCUUCUUACAGCAGCAGUGACAAAGAACAAGGAGCAGAGUGGAACACAAGUUCUCAGGCAGUUACUGCCCUCCAGCAACCACAGCAGCCACCUGCAACCAUGAGCCCGGCUCUGGUCAGCUCAGAGCCACACACACUGAACGCCGUCCUCCCUCCCCCUGCAACAGAUCCCGUGGUCCGAAAGCAGGCAGUCCAAGAUCUCAUGGCUCAAAUGCAGGGUACCUUUAACUUCAUGCAGGACUCCAUGCUGGAGUUUGAAGGACCGCCUCUAGAUCCUGCUAUUGUGUCGGCCCAGCCCAUGAAACCUGCGCAGAUGGUCUGUCCACCAGAAUCUCGACUACCCCAACACAGUGCUCUUUCUGUGCAGCCUGAACCCACACAAGUCCCCAUGGUCUCGGCUCCAAAAGAGGCCUACUCCUCCACACCCCCUCUCUAUCAACCCCCUCAUAGCUCUGAACCGCGGCCACAGACGGACUCCAUUGACCCGCUGCAGGUCUCCAUGCCCCUGUCUUCUGAGCAGACCCCCACCCCUUCCUCUCAGCCCCAGGUGUUUCAGCCUGUCUCCAAACCCCUUCACAGUGGCAUCAACGUUAACGCAGCUCCAUUCCAGUCCAUGCAAGCGGUAUUCAAUAUGAACGCUCCAGUUCCUCCAACCAGUGAGAUGGAUUCUCAGAAGAUUUCCAGCCAGUAUCAGAGUAGCUACGGUCAAGGCUUCAGCGCACAAGGCACCCUUCCAGCUGAGCAGCAGGAAAUGCCUCAAGAAGCCCUUCAGUCAGUUGGCGCUUUCCAUUCUCAAGACCAAGGUAUUCCGUCAGCAGGGGGACACCAGACUGCAUCUCAGCAGCCCUCGGGGCAGGGCACAGGGUUUGGGCGGCCGGGACAGUCCUUUUACAGCAACAGAGCAAUGCCACGAGCUGGACCCAGAAAUCCCAGAGGGGCUUUGAACGGUUACCGUGGACCAUCAAAUGGAUUUAGAGGCGGAUACGAUGGGUAUCGCGCUCCAUUCCCCAACACUCCAAACACCGGAUACGGUCAAACUCAGUUCAACACUCCACGAGAUUAUUCCAACAACACCUACCAACGGGAUGGAUAUCAGCAAAGCUUCAAGCGAGGAACCACCCAGGGACCUCGAGGUUGCUCUCGAGGACGAGGGGGAUCGUAUCGGUCCAGCAGAGGAAUGGGUCCCAUGGCUGCCCAACAGACCAGCUAAACCCAGUCCUUUAGCCAUUAUCAGCCCUGUUCCACCCUUUUAUCUUCUCCAUCCGUUUGGACUCUCAAACACGAGCCGUGCAACUCCAGACCAUGUAGUUAGAUGACCGCAUCUUAGCAAGUAAGGACACAACCAAUGGUUUUGGGAAAAAUACAGUAUCAAUGAGACUAUAGCACUCCCAGCACUGUAAUUGCUCAGAGCUCUCAAAGCUUUCUCUCAAUCAUAUGCUAUCGCACAGCCUUUACCCAUUUGAGACAGAACACGUGCCUUUGAUUAUGGGUGUCUGGAUUUUAAUUGAGCUUGGUGGAAUGACGACUUAGUAGCUGGCAACAGCCGCUAGAUUAUGAAUGUGAAGUACACCGUAUACCAAAGGCACUUAGUUUUUGGCCAAACGAACUGUUAAGUGAAUGUGAAAAAUUUACUUGUACGUACUGUAUUGUAACGUGAUUUUUUUUUUUUUGGCUCAGCCAAAUGGUUUACAGGAAAUGCAUUGUACUGUAUGUGGCUGAAUGACUGCUUCAUUGUAUUUCUUCCAAUCAAUGUUGAUUAGAAUUGAUGCUAACUAAUAAAUGAUUUUUGAAGGACAAGACACUUUAAAAGUUAUUUAUACCCAUAAGAGCGAUAAUAUGAAAUGAGCAGAAAGAAUUUUCUUUGAAGUCAUAUUACACUUUUAUGAGCUUGAUUGAUAUCAUGAUCAAAAAUUAUUUUUGACGGGUUAAAUAUGUAACAGGAAACCUGCGAAGCGAGUUUUCAGAACAAGUCACGCUCAGGAGACAAGUUUCAAUAAUAUGGGCAGACGUUGUAAGCAGUUAAGUGUGUUGAAUAGCAUUAUUUCCAUUUUUUGGUGUAAAGUUAUAUACAAUUUUACAACUUUUAAAAAAAAUUAACACCAUUAUAGUACAAUACCAUAAAUAAUAACAAUGUAAAAAUGCUCAUUUAAACAAUUCAACUUUAUACUAAUUGAUUCAACUAAAUAUACUAAUUGAACAGAAAUAAUGUAAACGGAUUUGUAAAAAUACAUACUGGUAAAUGCUUCACAUUUGUGUUUUUAAAUUCUCCAGAAAUUGCAUAUUCCCUUUCCUCACCAGGCUUAAUUUGUCCUGAUCUUGCACUAUUUAUUUACCAUAAGUAAUUGCAUGUCAUGUUAGCUGUUCACAAAAGAAAAUGUUUUCAAAUAGAUUUUUUUUUUAUUGACCUUACUCUCAAAGUUCCCACUGUAAGCAACAUUUAAACUCCAGAGUAGCCCUAAUCAAUUAAAAACUUCCAGUACAAUUCAACAAUAUUCUGAUAC
Puntigrus tetrazona (Sumatra barb) is the source of this 3611-nucleotide messenger RNA. RefSeq names its product cell cycle associated protein 1a (gene caprin1a). The record is from RefSeq and is a predicted model, not a curated record. Gene Ontology annotation, molecular function: RNA binding. Gene Ontology annotation, cellular component: cytoplasm. The coding region runs from base 275 to 2320 and encodes 681 amino acids. Lineage: Eukaryota; Metazoa; Chordata; Actinopteri; Cypriniformes; Cyprinidae. The transcript has 19 exons.